This is a messenger RNA of Entrophospora sp. SA101, 1350 nucleotides long. Lineage: Eukaryota; Fungi; Glomeromycota; Glomeromycetes; Entrophosporales; Entrophosporaceae. The record is from the annotation of a GenBank genome assembly.
AUGAUUGAUAAAACUCAAGAACAACAUUAUAAAACGCGCCGUCGUAUUAUAAUAUCGUUUUGGAUAGUUAUAUUAAUAGGUCUUCCGUUUUGGUGGAAGACUACUGAAGUUUAUCGUGCUCAAUUACCCUUUACUGAAAUAGAAGAAUGGUCAAAAUGGGAGAAAUUUGAGCUUGAAUUUCCAAUUGAUAUAAGACUUUAUGUUGCUCAAACUAAAGGAAAGAAGGAGGGGACGGAGGAUUAUUUUAAAGACCUGGCAAAUAUUGUUGAAAAUUCUAUCAACAACAAGUCUGUUAAUUUUACAAAAUAUCAUAACAAGAACAUUAAAAAAUCAAUAAAAUAUCCUAUUAAAAUUCAAAUAUUGAAAUGGGAACAUUGGGGAAGUCAAAAUCCAAAUACUAUUUUAGAUUUAAUUGGUAAAAAUGGACAAUAUGAUUUUUAUAUUAUGCCUGGUGAUAAUAAUUUAUCAUCAUCAAAAGUUUUAGUAGGAAAUCAAAGACAAGCAAUUCCUGAGCAGACUGCCAUAAAAAAACUUUUAAUGGAACAAGAAGUAGUUGCAAAGGUAGAGUUUGAUAAUAUGAGAACAAUGAAAUAUUCACCAUUGUAUCAAGUAACAUUUAGUUUAUUGAAUGGAAAUCCAUCAACUCUGCAUGUAGAUUGGGAUAUUGAACAAGCAGUUAAUAAAUUUUUGAAACCAUUUAUUAAUAAAAAUAUUGUAGGGAAUAAUGCAUUUCUUAUUCCUAGAUGGGGAGGAGUGAUAAUCAAUAACAUUGAUGAUAGGUCAAUUGGAAAUAAUAAUAAUCAUUUUUUCACUUUUGAAGAAUUAAAAUCUGUAAUGUCUAUAUUUAUAAUGCAAUUAAGAGGUUUACUUGGUGUACAAGAUUUUUGGGGAAAAGCAAGACUUAAUUUAGAUUCAUUAAUAAAUAUAGAAUUUACAUCACCACCAAACACAGCAAUCACAAUGUGGGAACUUGAUAGUUUGAUAAGACGUCGUAUAGCAGAAAAUAUUGAUGCAACCAUUUCAACAUUAAAAUCAUUGUCACAAUUAGUCACAGAAAUUCCAAAUAUGGUUGUACUGGAUCAUAUCCAAACUGAAGUUUUGUUAGCAUUAAAUAGUUUAUCAAAGUCAUGUGACAGUUUAAAAAUGAAACGAUAUGAUGUAGCAUUAAAACAUGCAAAAGAGGCGAUAGAAAGAGCAGAAUCAGCAUUUUUUGAUCCAACAAUGGUUUCCAUGCUUUAUUUUCCUGAUGAACAUAAAUAUGCAAUUUACAUGCCAUUAUUUGUACCUAUAUCUGUACCAUUAUUGAUUGCUUCUUAUCGAGAAAUAAAAGGAUUAUAUCCUUUUUAUUAA